Messenger RNA from Musa acuminata AAA Group (dessert banana), 1729 nucleotides. RefSeq names its product flavonoid 3',5'-hydroxylase 1-like. Gene Ontology annotation, molecular function: monooxygenase activity; oxidoreductase activity, acting on paired donors, with incorporation or reduction of molecular oxygen; heme binding. The transcript has 2 exons. Lineage: Eukaryota; Viridiplantae; Streptophyta; Magnoliopsida; Zingiberales; Musaceae. The record is from RefSeq and is a predicted model, not a curated record. Bases 38 to 1555 code for a protein of 505 amino acids.
CUUUAUUGAGCCAAGCAAACGCAGCACCACCAUCACCAUGGCUGUUGACACUGUGCUCAUCGUCGGCAUUCUCUUGAGCGUUGUCGUCCACCUCCUCCUCCGCCGCAGGCUACGAUCGAACCCACGGUUGCCGCUUCCCCCCGGGCCGAAGGGCAUUCCGGUGCUCGGCGCGCUGCCGCAGAUAGGUCCCAUGGCCCACGCCUCGCUGGCUGAACUCGCCAAGCGCUACGGCCCCAUCAUGCACCUCAAGAUGGGCACCGUGCGGGUCGUGGUGGCCUCCACGGCUGGCGCCGCUCGGUCCUUCCUCAAGGCGCACGACCUCCAGUUCGCCAACCGCCCCUCCACCAUCAGCGGGAAGGACGUCACCUACGACGGCCAGAACUUCGUGUUCUCCAACUACGGGCCUCGGUGGAAGCUUCUCCGCAGGUUCUCUAACCUCCACCUUCUCGGCCCCAAGGCAAUCGCGGAACAGGCACAGGUCCGGGCCGACGAGGUCGGCCGCCUGCUCCGCUCCAUGCGCGAGUCGAGCAAAAACUCCCGGCCGGUGUUCGUCCAGGAGGCGGUGGUGUGCUCCAACGCCAACAUAAUCGGCCAGGUGGUGCUGUCGCGGCGGGUGUUCGCGGCGCAGGGCGAGGAGUCGAGCAAGUUCAAGCACGCGGUCACGGAGAUGCUGACAGGGGUGGGGUUGUUCAACAUCAGCGACUUCGUGCCGGCCAUCGCGUGGAUGGAUCUGCAGGGGGUGCAGCGCCACCUGCGCCGCGCCCACCUGAGGAUGGACGCCAUCCUCUCCGAGUUCGUGGCCGAGCACCAGGAGACGGCGCACGAGCGCAAGGGGAGGCCGGACGUGCUCGACCUUUUGCUGGCCAACAAGGUGGACGCCGAUGGCGUGUCGCUUUCCGACGUCAACAUCCGAGGCUUCAUCUUCGACAUGUUCGUCGCUGGAACCGAUACAUCCUCCGUCACAAUCGAGUGGGCGCUGGCGGAGAUGCUGAAGAACCCAACCAUACUGAAGAAGGCUCAAGCUGAGAUGGACCAAGUGAUCGGCAAAAGCCGGAGGCUGGAAGAGUCCGACAUACCCAAACUCCCCUACCUGCGAGCCAUCUGCAAAGAGGCGCUGCGGCUGCAUCCUUCCACGCCGCUGGGCAUCCCACACUACUCGUUCGAAUCGUGCGAGGUUGACGGCUACUACAUCCCCGAGAAAACCAGGCUCCUCAUCAACAUCUGGGCCAUAGGGAGGGACCCCAACGUGUGGGAGGACCCUCUGGAGUUCAAGCCGGAGAGGUUCUUGAGCGGCAAAAACGCACACAUCGAGCCGCUGGGCAACGACUUCGAGCUGAUUCCCUUCGGUGCCGGCCGAAGGAUCUGCGCAGGGAUGCAGCUCGGGCUCGUCUUUGUGCAGUACACCCUCGGCUCCUUGGUGCACUCCUUCGACUGGAAGCUCGCCGACGACGUGGAAGAGCUCAACAUGGAGGAGCGGUUUGGCCUCGUGCUCCCCAAGGCAGUGCCUCUCAAGACCGCAGUUAGCCCACGCCUUGCGGACAGCGCCUACAUGUGAUGCCUGCAAACAUGUAUAACGACAGCACUAUAUCUGAUCGAUUUGCUUGUCAUGGGUGGCAGGACACGAUACAGUACAUCAUACAAGUCAACGGCAGAGUUCUAUUUCUUGUACACCUCUUGUUGUGAUAAUAUGUCCACUAAUAAGUGAAAUAUAGAUUCCAGUUCAGAAUUC